AAGAAAUUAGGAAGAGUUGAAGUUGGUUGUCACCAACAUGGUCUGUGUCCUUUUUCUUUUUUUUAAAUUAACCAUUUAAGCCAAAAACUUCCUCGGCAAAGUGGUGGGAUAAUAUUACUUCGCAGUACUACAGGGAGUGGAGACGGUCUGGCAACUCGCACCAACUUUUCUGGCUAUGCUAGCUAGCUAGCUAGCCUAAAGUGUCAAGCAGUCAAAUGCUACUACUUAGCUAUCUUAAGCUAACCUGCUUGAUUUACGGGAACUCUUAAUUACGGUAUAUGUACUGUCUGAAGACCAUGUUAUGCUUGUAGUUUGCACCACUAUGCGCACCAUUAAUGCUCGCAAAUGUUAAGUUACGCUUAGCAAUGCUUACCGGGACAUUGCAUGCCAGUUGAUGGACGCAGCAUCGAUGGCACCCCCAGCUACCCAGGUUUUUAACGUUUAAAACUUGUUGCACAAAAGUAUCUAUUAUCACUGGAAAUGUCGACGUUGACGGCAGAUCAACAGAGAAAAAUAGAGGAAAACAGACAGCGAGCCCUGGCACGGAGAGCCGAGAGGCAAGCUCAAACGAGUCGUCAGCAUGCAGGCGAUUUCAACGGGUACCCUGCCACUAAACCAGCACCUCUCUACAGCAGAACAACAGAGAGUACUUAUACAAAGACUGGACCAGACACCUACAAACCUGCAAAUGUUUCCAGCUUCAAACCUCCACGGUCAAAUGGCAAUUCUGGUUUCACACCACCUCAGUCAGUGAACAACCAGAGUGUCAAACCGACACAACAUACAAGCACGUCUAGUUUCAAACCCCCUCAAUCAGUGAAUACCUCGACCUUCAAGCCCCCACCGUCUACAAACCAGUCAAAUUUCAAACCGCCACAGUCAACCAAUGCGUCGGGCUUCAAGCCCCCACAGUCAACAAAUACACAGAGUUUCAAGCCUCCAUUUUCAAAUAAUUCUCAAAGCUUGAAGUCCCCACAGCCAACAGAUGCUCAAAACUUCAAACCCCUACAGUCGACAAGUACCUCCACUGUCCAACCACCCCCACAGUCCACAAACAUUUCAACCGUCAGACCCCAGGAGUCAACAACUAUUCAAAGCUUCAGGCCCCAACAGCCAGCAAAUGCUCAAAGCUUCAAGCCCCAACAGUCAACAAAUACUCAAACCUUCAAACCCCAACCAUCAACAAAUACACAAACAUUCAAACCAUCACCACAGCCCACGAAUGUGCAGCAGCAGCCCCCUGUCAGACAUUCACACCAACACGCCCCCUCUGCCUCACCUGGGACAGGCUACCAGGCUGGAAACUUUUAUGGCUCAGGACCUCGUCCGAACACACCUACUACUACUACUACCAAUAAUGCUGCUGCUGCUGCUGCAGCAGGGAACCAGUCGAAUAGUAGGCCCUUGCAGCCAGCUAAUGCGCCUCCAUUGAAGAAGCCAGCCGUGCCAGUGGCGGCUAGAGGCAGAUGUGUGUCUCACAGCAAGGAGCGCUUCAGGGUCGAGGUCAGCUACCAUGCAGAGCUCAUUGCUCUUUUCAAGACCAUACCGUCUAGAAGCUACGAUCCUGCAUCUAAGAUGUGGAACUUUGGCCUGGAGGACUAUGGCCAGCUAAUGGCAGAAGUUUCCUGCAUGCCAGCGGUGGCACUCAAACCCCUGGAGGGAAUGGAAGGGCUGGACGUCGGCGAGGCGACGAGUCGUGCCAAGGACGCGGCGGCGCUCUCGGCACUCAUGCGGCUAUGCCAGGGCUGGCAGAAGCCUGGCGCUGCGGUCAAGGGUCAGUGCGUGCUGGUCAGCCGCUCCCGCUUCGAGGUGGAGGUGCCCUACCACGCCGACGUCAUUGCCUCCUUCAAGAUGAUGCCCUCCAAGAGUUACGACAUGAAGACAAGGAAAUGGAGUUUCCUGUUGGAGGACUAUGGGAGACUGAUGGAGCUGUUGAACCCCAUCUCCUCAGUGGAGGUGGAGCCGCUGCCCAGGCCGGUGCUGCAGGUGUUUUCCUCUCAGUUCGAGAAGACGGCCACCCGGGGCUCAGGGUCCACCGACGCCCCCGAUGCCGACCUCUCACACGUGGACAACACCCUUGCCACCGCACUCAUGCACUUCCAGAGAGAGGGAGUCAACUAUGCGGUGGCUAGAGAAGGCCGCCUGCUGCUAGCGGAUGACAUGGGGCUGGGGAAGACAGUGCAGGCCAUCUGCAUCGCCGCGUACUACAGGAAGGAAUGGCCGCUGCUCGUGGUGUCCCCAUCCUCUGUCCGCUUCACAUGGGCCGAGGCCUUCCGGCGCUGGCUGCCGUCAGUGGGUGCGGAGUGUGUGAACGUGUGUGUGACGGGGCGGGACCGUCUGCGUGGGGGCCUGGUCAACAUCGUCAGCUACGACCUCCUCAGCAGGUUGGAGAAGCAGAAGCCGGCCGCAGAGCCCUUCAACGUGCUCAUCAUGGACGAAUGCCACUUCCUUAAAAACAUGAAGACGGCUCGCUGCCGAGCUGCCCUGCCCUUGCUGAAGGCAGCUAAGCGGGUGAUUCUGCUGUCGGGGACCCCUGCCAUGUCCCGGCCCUCGGAGCUCUACACCCAGAUCCUGGCCGUGCGGCCCUCGCUCUUCCCCAGGUUCCACGACUUUGGGGCGCGCUACUGCAACGCCACACAGAAUGCGUGGGGUUGGGACUACUCCGGCUCCUCUAACCUGGCUGAGCUGCGUCUCUUGCUGGAGGAGAGCCUGAUGCUGCGUCGCCUAAAGAGCGAGGUGCUGUCCCAGCUGCCCGCCAAGCAGCGCAAGGUCGUCAUAGUAACCACGGACGGAGUCAACGCCCGCACCAAAGCAGCGCUGUCGGCUGCCGCCAAGGAUCUGCUCUCCUGCGGGAGCAAAAACAAGAACAAAGAGAAAGAGGCCCUCCUGGUCUAUUACAACCACACUGCAGAGGCCAAGAUUAGAGCCAUUAUGGAGUACAUCAUGGACAUGCUGGAGUGUGGUCGGGAGAAGUUUCUGGUGUUUGCUCAUCACAAGAUGGUGCUGGACAGCGUGACCAGGGAACUUGGCGAGAAGGGUGUGGACUUCAUCCGUAUUGAUGGUUCCACGCCGUCUGCGGAGCGGCAGCAGCUCUGUGACAAGUUCCAGUUAUCUGCUAAGAGCUGCGUGGCCGUGCUCUCCAUCACCGCCGCCAACAUGGGCCUCACUCUACACGCAGCCGACAUGGUGGUGUUCGCAGAACUAUUCUGGAACCCUGGGGUUCUGAUCCAGGCUGAGGACAGGGUGCACCGUAUCGGCCAGACCAGCAACGUGGACAUCCAUUACCUAGUGGCCAAGGGCACCGCUGACGACCACCUCUGGCCCAUGAUUCAGGAGAAGAUGAGCGUUCUGGAGCAGGUGGGGCUCUCGGAGGCCAAUAUCUCAGACAGGGCAGAGUGUGCCAGCUUCCACAGCAAGGACCCCAAGCAGAGCACCAUCACUGAGAUGUUCCAGCGCUCGUUUGCGGAGGUUGGAGGAGAUGAUGACGAGGCAGCUCUGCUGGAGGCAGUCGGCGAAUGGGACGACACCGCCACCAGCGCCAGCGAAUGGGACGAUGACGCCAUUACCGGGAUGGGGCCGGGCGGGACUCUACAGGCCGACGCCUACUCGCACAGCCCCAGCAAGAGGAGACGCAUAGACCAGUACUUUUGAGCUUGAUUAACAGCUGCAUCAGCCAGUGAUUGCUUGCCACAGCCAUCAUCAUCCAGCCACAUCUAUUUGAUUGUCUGAUUCAGCAGUCAAUGUUGCCUUAGCAGUGAUGGGCAAACCGGAUUAUUUAGUUACAAUCCAAUGCCACAUAUUCCAAAUGAUUUGGUGUUACCUGUCCAGUUAAACCAGGUGAUUGCUGGGUUGAAUGGCUACCUGGUUAAAUUGAACAGGUAAAACCUGGCCAUUAAGAAUUUGUUGCACUGGAUUAUAACUACUGAGCACUGUGUCUGAGCACCAGUGACAUCUUCACUUAAAUCUCACCGCCCUAGAGGAGAUGCAUAGGCUAUAAUCAGUCUGUAAGCUGAUUGGAGCUCAUGCUAGAUUGACAGCUGUGUCAGCCAGUGAUAUUUUAAUUUGAAUCUUGCCAUUCAUAACAAGGCAUUAAUAAGAAGCCCCUAAAAUCAUCAUAUUUUAUUAUGGAAAGGAAAUAUUUGUGGUUUAUUUGUGUGAAAAAAAUAGACAUCCAGCCGUCAUAUCAUUGUCUUUCGGUCUGUGUACAGCCUUUACAUUCUUGAUAAAUGUUUAUAAUAAAAAGUGUUUAUUAUUCCCUA
Engraulis encrasicolus (European anchovy) is the source of this 4259-nucleotide messenger RNA. It is a transcript of the gene smarcal1, whose product is annotated as SWI/SNF related, matrix associated, actin dependent regulator of chromatin, subfamily a-like 1. The record is from RefSeq and is a predicted model, not a curated record. Gene Ontology annotation, biological process: DNA repair; replication fork processing. The coding region runs from base 481 to 3651 and encodes 1056 amino acids. Lineage: Eukaryota; Metazoa; Chordata; Actinopteri; Clupeiformes; Engraulidae. Gene Ontology annotation, molecular function: ATP-dependent chromatin remodeler activity; ATP binding. The transcript is spliced from 17 exons.